UGCUCGUAACCAACGACCUCACACCAGCCCCAAAAAGUCCUCUCUCUAAAAGCUCUUUUUUCUCUCUCCAAUUCUCCAUUACCGUGUCGCCGGCGGCGGUGAUCGCUGCCGCACACCACCACCACCACCACGCACAUUUCUCUUUCUACCUCUAUAUGUAUACAUAUUUUGCGUACAUAUAAUUAGAUUGGCUCAGUGAUGGGGCUUCUAAGGAGACUCGCGGGGUUUCUAGGGUUUCCCAAGGACGAUGGGCACGAAGUCAAAGACGAAGUCGAAGACGAUCUUGGUCCUGAUUCGCAUAGAGUAGAAUCUCACCUUCAUCGUAAAGGCUUCAGCGUUCCUGUUCAAGUCCCCGUCGAGAGACCUCAGCUCGGCCCAGUUCUCGUUCCCUGUAUCGUCGGCGAUGGCGGUGUUCAGGGUUUGAAAUGGUAUGCAAAGCGUCUGAAGAUAGAUGAAGAAGGAGAUGUUGCAGAUGAGUUUCUUGAUGAGAUUUUACCGGAGCCAACAUCGGCAUCUGAUAUGGUUGAUCAGCAUCGACCGUUUCCAAGGUUUGAAGUGAAGUUUGUCGCUAGGCCAGCCAAAGUGAGGAAACAGGCACUGGCAGCGGACGGUAAGAUCCAACAGGGUGUGGAGUAUCAAGGCAAAUUGCAGUGGGUGUGAAGUGAAGAAGAACAUUGCCUUGCCUGACAGAAAGCAGGGUCUUCUGGGAUUGGAUUUCCAUUUGAUUAGCUGUGAGCUGGAAUGGAUGGUGUGUAUUCAUUCGAACCCCCCAUAGUCGUCUUUGAUUGAAGCAAUGUGUGUGUAUAAUUGAGCUGACAUAAACUGUGGACUUUGAAACCCCAUAGUCUGGAUCUUACAGGAGGUUCUAUAGGUCUCUCUGUUAUGAAGCACAUGGGGCUCGUAUUUGUAAUUGGUGAUUUUUAUCUGUAGUUUGGAAUACAUACUAUUGUGAACAAUCUAAAUACGAUGUGGAUCGAAUUGUUAAAUUUCAUUGGCUAAGAUUGAAGAUAUUUUAAGGUGCAAUUAUAUGUUA
Messenger RNA from Camellia sinensis, 1033 nucleotides. RefSeq lists its product as uncharacterized. The record is from RefSeq and is a predicted model, not a curated record. NCBI's taxonomy places the organism in Eukaryota, Viridiplantae, Streptophyta, Magnoliopsida, Ericales, Theaceae.